UCUAGUACGUAAGCCCGUUUGUGAUUAUGAUAAAAGUCGGAUGAAAGUUUUAAUUGUGGACUAGCUUAAGGGCCAGUUGACAUCAUGGUCUCUCCUCGAUCCCUUGUUGGCUUUUUCGCCUUGGCCGUCCUUUUGGCCUCGGUCCAGAGCUUCGAGAAGAUCCCUCUGAAACGUGUACAUGAAGGCAAACGGACACGUGCCGAUCUUGACAACUCCUUCCGCGUGGCCAAAAAUCGUUGGGGUGGGGACAAAUUUGUCAUUGCCAACAUCACCAACUACCUUGACGCCCAAUAUUUUGGCGACGUUGAAUUGGGAACUCCUGGACAGGUUUUCCAGGUGAUCUUUGACACUGGAUCCAGCAAUUUGUGGGUGCCAUCGGCCACUUGCAACAUCUUGGAGCUCGGUUGUAUCUCUCACGAUCAAUACGACAGCUCCGAAUCGUCCACCUAUGUGGCUGAUGGAACUGAGAUCAUUUUCAAUUACGGAUCUGGAUCCGUCUCUGGCUUCCUUUCGGUUGAUACGUGUUGCGUUGCUGGACUCUGCGUUGAGGACCAAGUUUUUGCCGAAGUGAACCACGAGCCUGGAAUCACCUUCAUUGCUGCUCGCUUUGACGGUAUCUGUGGUAUGGGCCUGCCUGGUUUGGCCGUCAACGGUGUUCCCCCUGUGUUCACCAACAUGAUUGAACAAGAUCUGGUCGAGGCUCCCGUGUUCUCCUUCUGGUUGAACCGCGACCCUGAAGAUCCCAAUGGUGGGGCCAUGGUCCUCGGAGGAUCUGAUCCGUCUUUGUACACCGGUGAAUUCAGUUACAUUGACGUUGAAGGUGCUGAUUACUGGAAAAUCCCAAUGGACGGUUUCUCUGUGGAUGAUUCGGACAUUGUUGCUUGUGAGGAAGGUUGCCUGUCCGUGAUUGACUCUGGCACCAGUUUGUUGUUGGGACCUAUGGAUGUGUGUCAAGCCAUCAAUGAGCGCAUCGGUGGAAUCGAAAUCUUACCCGGAACUGGUCAAUACGAGAUCAUUUGCUCGACUAUUCCCGAUUUACCCGAUGUCACCUUCACCUUCGGCGGCAAAGCCUACACCCUGACUGCUGAUGAAUACGUGCUCCAGGUUACCCAAUUUGGCAUUACUCAAUGCAUCUCUGGAUUCAUGGGCUUUGAUUUGCCCAUGGGACCUUGGUGGAUUUUGGGAGAUAUCUUCAUGGGCAAGUUCUACACGGAGUUUGACGUGGAGAACAUGAGAAUUGGAUUCGCUGAUUCCGUGAUCUCACCGGCCUGAAAUCAAAGGCGAUGGAUGCGUCAUAAAAGCGCCAUAUCAGUUGCAUAAGGUUUUGUGAGAGCUCAUUGCGAUUGUCACAAUGGAAUAAAGUGACAUGGUGAUAGUAAUGUA
Tigriopus californicus is the source of this 1383-nucleotide messenger RNA. Its product is annotated as lysosomal aspartic protease-like. NCBI's taxonomy places the organism in Eukaryota, Metazoa, Arthropoda, Copepoda, Harpacticoida, Harpacticidae. Gene Ontology annotation, molecular function: aspartic-type endopeptidase activity. The coding region runs from base 85 to 1272 and encodes 395 amino acids. Gene Ontology annotation, biological process: proteolysis. The transcript is spliced from 8 exons. The record is from RefSeq and is a predicted model, not a curated record.